AUGGGUUCAAGCGACAAUUUACAACCCCAAGCUAUUGGCUUGAUCUUUGGCUUUCCUGCCGUCGCAACUGCGGCUGUGGUGCUACGAAUUUACAGCCGAGCGUUGACAAGAUCAUUUGGUGCAGAUGACUGGGUUAUCUGUCUUGCAAUUAUCUUUUACUGGGCGGAGACGUUCACAUCUUAUAAAGUAAUUAUCUAUACCUACAUUGGAUACAACGUCGGGGAUAUUCCAAAAGAUGCCCCUACUAUAUUGGGUUCAAAAUACGCCUACGCGACUGAACUCAUUUACAAUCCAAUCCUAGCCCUCGUCAAAACAUCUAUCCUUCUUUUCCUGCUUCGACUCACCGGUCAGAAAAAGUUGGUGCGCCAGGCCAUCUGGGCAUUGUUGAUCUUGAAUGGAGUUUCAGCUGCCAUCACAUUUUUCAUCACAGUCUUCCACUGUUUACCUAUCGCUUCUAACUGGAAUUCGGCCGCGUACCCUCACGCAAAAUGUCUUAACUUCGCCAACUUUGUUACCGGAACAGCCUCGGUCUCCAUAUUCACCGAUUUUCUCGCUUUAAUGCUGCCAACAUGGAUCGUAUACGAGCUUCAAAUGCGAUGGAACCAGAAGAUAAUGCUAAUCGGGAUUCUAUCAUUCGGUCUCUUAACCGUUACUGCAGGUGUUGUCCGCGUGAUCCUCCUCGAUAACUACGAUCGACACAUUCCUGAAAAUUACACCCACACAGUCCUCUUCUGCGUUUCAACAAUCGAAGUCGGUCUAUCAUUUGUCGCCACGUGUGCACCAUCUUUCAAACCCCUAGUCGCACGUUUCUUGCCUAAACUCUUCGGUGCUUCAGGUCGCUACCAAAAUGGUUCUACUGGCCGCAGCGGUCGUGCUCGACAGGGGUAUAAUCUUCACGAUGCAUCGAAUUUCAGCCGUAACCAACAUGAACGCAACGUUACUCUUGUCGAGGCUAAUGAUGCGGAGGGGGGCUACGGACCUACACGAGGGGAUACAAAAAAUGGAAUCACAAUGACUACUCAGUUGGAGGUUACUUGGGAUAAGUCCGCUCGUAUGGAGCAGCAUACCAAUACAAGCAGUAUGGAGAGUCUUGUGGGUGCAGAUUAG
Messenger RNA from Penicillium angulare, 1107 nucleotides. RefSeq lists its product as uncharacterized. Bases 1 to 1107 code for a protein of 368 amino acids. The record is from RefSeq and is a predicted model, not a curated record. NCBI's taxonomy places the organism in Eukaryota, Fungi, Ascomycota, Eurotiomycetes, Eurotiales, Aspergillaceae. The transcript has 6 exons.